UCAAAUUAUUUCCGUGUGGAGCUUUUCAAAUGUCUUUUAUAACAGGAAAAUGUAACUGUACAUACGAGCGAACAAACGAAUAUACUCAUAUCAACAAAACACGUGAACGACACUGGCGUCAAAUAGCGGCUCUCUGUGAAAAUGGCUGAUAACGGUACAGACCUUCCCCAGAAAGUGUUGUCAGCUGACCGCACUGCUGACGAUGACGAAGACCCCUCCAAUAUCCCCCAAGCUGUGGAAUGUCGUGCGGUUGAUUAUGCCAAUGUUUUGUUCGAUGAGCUUGCCUCUUUGUGGGAAAGAAAUUUGUUCUGUGAUGUAAUGUUUGAGGUUAACUCGAACAGGUACAGAGGUCACCGCAUAGUGCUUGCAUCUAUUUCAACUUACUUCCGGCGGAUUUUUUGCCGGACCGGAAGCCCUGUUAUUCGGAUCCGAAACAUGCGAAACGAAGCAUUUGAAGACAUUCUUAAAUUUGCAUACACUGGAACCAUCACGAUCACGCAUUCAAACGUCUUCGAGAUUAUGUUUAUGUGUAAAUAUCUGGAGAUAACAUCACUGAUUGACAUAUGUGUGGAGUUUGCAGUCUGUCUCAUUGACCCUCGAAAUUGCUUUGAAGUGAUGGCCUUUGCCCGUGAAUUCAACAUUCAAACAUUACAUGACAAAGCACUGCAAUUUAUCAUUCGAAAUCAAGAAAAACUCUUCCACGAAUCCGAUGUUUGCAUGAACUCUCUUGAAUCAGUUUUGAUUUUUUUCAACGACAGAACUCGACAAUUGACAAGAAAUGGACUACCGAUUUCGUGGAGCAAGCGUGAGACUUACUUUGUUAAAUUUCUGGAGAAUUUUGUUUGUUCAAAUGGAAUGAACGAAGAGUUUGCAGAAUUAAUCAAGUCUGUAAAUCUUCCUAUUCUUCCAGCCGCCAAGUGGAAAAAUAUCCUUCGGUCACAUGACGAAUUAUUAGGCAACGCACUGGUUCAAUAUUUACUUGAACUUUCCGACUUGCAUCGUCAGGGACAGCACCAUGAAUGUAUGCCCUCUUUCUGGGACAAUGUUCCACAGGGGAAAUGGAACAUCGUUAUGGAUAAACCAACCACACACCCAACAGAGGCUUACGUUUCAAAAGUGUCUGAAUUUAACGACAAACUGUUCACAGAACCGGAUGUUGUUGUGACUUCAAUUGAACUUUAUUUCCGGCCAUGGUUGUACACGGAUGUAAAAACGACAGACGUCCUUGGUGGUAUGAAACUGUCCUAUGAUAAUGGUUAUGAAAUAUGCCAUGGUAUUAAACCGAAGUCGAAUUCAACAAAAAAUGAGCAGUUGAUAAAGGCAUACAAGAUCAGGCUGACGAGAGGGGAGCUCAUCCACACUAUAGACGUGGCCUUCGGGUGGUGCAUCAAUCGACUCACGUUUUACACCAGCAAGGGCAGACAACUCGGGCCGUUUGGAGGGAAAGGUGGAGAUGUGCACAAAUAUAAAUCACCCGCCAAUGGUCAGUUUGGCCAUUUUCAUUGCUUCAGUGGACGCGAGAUAAUGACAUAUGAGAUGUUAGCUCUCACCCACUUACAAAUAGGCUGGGCACAUUUCGAAACAAGUGAUGCAAAUGAAGACCAAAUGGCAGGUUCUGAAAACAAUAUUACAACCGACCAAGCUAGAAGUAACGUGUAGAAGUAACGUGUAGAAGAAACGUGUAGAAGAAACGUGAAAAAGUGGAGAGAUUGACUAUAAGUUCGGUACUGAGUACAUCACACGUACACACUGGUGGUUUACACUAUCUACGGGAUAUUCAUAAACGAAUGUUUUACUACUUCCCCACAACCGCGUAACACGUUGAAUUCUCCAAUAUGUCAUCAAACAUGGCCACCGUGGCCUAUAACUGAUUGACACAUGUAUGGUUGUGUGCCAAUGUGAUGCCAAGUGAUGAUUUUGCUUAAACUUUGUAUGUAAGGAUAUUGUGACAAUGUAAAGUUGACUUUGUAUGUAAGGAUAUUGUGACAAUGUAAAGUUUACUUUGUAUGUAAGGAUAUUGUGACAAUGUAAAGUUUAUCUUUGUAUGUAAGGAUAUUGUGACAAUGUAAAGUUUACUUUGUAUGUAAGGAUAUUGUGACAAUGUAAAGUUUAUCCAAUGCAUCAAUAGCGACCAGAAGGUCAAUUUGGAGGACUUGUUUAUAUUUCUAUAAAACCAGCGUUAUAUAAAUGAGGUCUGCCCAAUGAAACUACUAUGAAAAGCGGGCUGUCUUCUAAUAUUCAUGUUGGGUUUGACCUACGUUUCCUCCAUGGGAGUGACUUUGAUACACUGUGUGGGUAAUUAGCGCCAACGAGGAAAUCUCAGUGUUUAACUGAUAAUGAUCGUUUGAAUUAUCCUGUAUCCUUCAUAGAUUUAUAAAAAAAAUGGAGGGGAAUGAAUUAUUGCAACUGUUGCAGCUGAAAGAAAUUGAAAUAUGAACAAGUCAACACUUUCCACAUGGGUAAGAUUUUUACUUCUAUUCUUAAUCUAAGACUUGUUGACUUCGAUAGAAAAGACAGUAAAAUUCUGACGCUCAAUUUGGCUUAAGAAUAUGUCAACUGUUUCUGCCAUUUUGGUAUUGCAAUUUUUAACACUUCAGAAAUGGGUAUUGUGUACUGCUGUUUUGUUGAUUAUUGGAAAGUGUUUGGUUUCGUGAAUCGACGAAACUUAUGGUGCAAUUUACUAAGAGAAGGUAUUGACGAGACAAUGUUACUAGCAUUGAGUGAAAUGUGAAGCAAAUGAUCACACUUUUAUCAUGCAUGUGAUAACUGAUUGUUUCCGAGAAAUAAAGUUUGUCUCGUUAUGUAAUGUAAAUAGGUGUAGUACUGAAAAACGAUUUUUUUUUAAAAUAUUUAUUUCAACCGAUUUAUGCAGGUCUUUUUUCAGCCUUGCUAACUCAGACACACUACGCUGUAGUCGACAGAGGCAAAAAUGAAACAAAUAUAACUACAUAUAUAUAUAUAUUAUUGCCAAUGAAAGACGAUGGAGUGUUUGUAUAAAACAAAUGUAUUUUGUAUUUGUCAGCAAUAUAUUUAUGACAGUGGCUACUACCAGCCGACUGUUAUUAACCACUAUACCCUCCUCUGCUCCGUACAUUAAGUUUAUUAACAGUUGCAUAUGCGUGGGCGCGAUUCAGAUGUUCUGUUUGGGCGUGUCUUAAAUGUACUGCUAGGACAUUAUACUCACAUAAAUUGUUAAAUGAAAAAAUAACGUGGAAACAUGAACUUCCUAUUGAAAGAUGCAGACACGGUAGAAUACCUAAGACUGUGUGAAAAACAUGAUUCGGGCGAGGUAGAAGUCAAAAUACAUGUAUCCAUGAUUCAGAUGUUCUGUUUGGGCGUGUCUUAAAUGUACUGCUAGGACAUUAUACUCACAUAAAUUGUUAAGCCAUGACUUAGAUAUACUGUGUGGGCGUGACUUAUAUAUAUACCGUGUUGGCGUGACUUAGAUGUACAGUGUGGGCGUGACUUAGAUGCACCAUGCACCAUGUGGGUGUGACUUAAAUGUACUGUCUGGGCUUGACUUAGAUGAACAACUUUGCGGCGCGAGAAUUUGUAUAGCUACACGUCUAUAAGCCCAAGUUUCCUCUGGCUCUGACACCAGAUUUAUUUACAGAAAUGUAUGGUGCCUUUGUUUGUACACAACUGUGCGCUGUUUAUCUUAAUGUAAUAAAUGAAAAAAUAACGUGGAAACAUGAACUUCCUAUUGAAAGAUGCAGACACGGUAGAAUACCUAAGACUGUGUGAAAAACAUGAUUCGGGCGAGGUAGAAGUCAAAAUACAUGU
Messenger RNA from Mizuhopecten yessoensis (Yesso scallop), 3783 nucleotides. Its product is annotated as kelch-like protein 26. Gene Ontology annotation, molecular function: protein binding. The record is from RefSeq and is a predicted model, not a curated record. NCBI's taxonomy places the organism in Eukaryota, Metazoa, Mollusca, Bivalvia, Pectinida, Pectinidae. The coding region runs from base 142 to 1659 and encodes 505 amino acids. The transcript is spliced from 2 exons.